CACUCAGAAAACAAGGGAUCGGAGAGCUGGGAAGGCGGACUUCUCCGUGCAAACCCGGGAAGAUUUAAAAAGUCAGACUGGAUGGCAACAUUAUAUGCAUUUGUGUAUGGUUGUUAAACUGCAUUCCAUUUACACCAUUGAAAGGGUCGUACGUAGAUCAGCACAGAACAUUCUCUGACAAUGUCAUACAGGCGAGAGCUAGAGAAAUACCGUGACCUGGAUGAAGAUGAAAUCCUUGGAGCCCUAACAGAGGAAGAACUCAGGACCCUGGAAAAUGAGCUGGAUGAGCUGGACCCUGAUAAUGCACUGCUGCCUGCUGGCCUGAGGCAGAAGGAUCAGACCACCAAGGCGCCCACAGGCCCCUUUAAAAGGGAGGAACUCUUGGAUCACUUGGAAAAGCAAGCAAAGGAGUUUAAGGACCGAGAAGAUCUGGUCCCCUACACAGGGGAGAAGCGAGGAAAGGUCUGGGUCCCCAAGCAGAAGCCAAUGGACCCUGUGCUGGAAACUGUAACGCUGGAGCCGGAGCUGGAGGAGGCCCUGGCCAACGCCUCAGACGCAGAACUCUGUGACAUCGCAGCUAUCCUGGGCAUGCACACGCUCAUGAGCAACCAGCAAUACUACCAGGCCCUGGGCAGCAGCUCCAUCGUGAACAAGGAGGGACUCAACAGUGUGAUCAAACCUACACAAUACAAGCCCGUGCCCGAUGAAGAACCAAAUGCAACAGAUGUAGAGGAAACGCUGGAGCGGGUGAAGAACAACGACCCGAAGCUUGAAGAGGUCAACCUCAACAACAUCCGGAAUAUCCCCAUACCCACUCUCAAGGCAUACGCAGAAGCCCUGAAAGAGAACUCAUACGUGAAGAAGUUCAGCAUCGUGGGGACAAGGAGCAAUGACCCCGUGGCGUUUGCCCUUGCUGAGAUGCUCAAGGUGAAUAAGGUGUUGAAGACGCUGAACGUGGAAUCCAACUUCAUUUCUGGAGCCGGGAUCCUGCGCCUGGUGGAAGCUCUUCCAUACAACACUUCUCUGGUGGAACUGAAGAUCGAUAACCAGAGCCAGCCCCUGGGCAACAAAGUGGAAAUGGAGAUCGUGAGCAUGUUGGAAAAAAACGCAACGCUUCUCAAAUUCGGCUACCACUUCACCCAGCAGGGGCCCCGGCUGCGGGCGUCCAACGCAAUGAUGAACAACAACGACCUUGUGAGGAAGAGGAGGCUGGCCGACUUGACCGGGCCCAUCAUUCCCAAGUGCCGGAGUGGCGUCUAGUGUGUGCGCAUGCCAACCACGCCUUUGAACUGGACGUGUUCUACUGAUAAGCUGUGCUCUGCAGUGGAAACCGGAAGGCAGAACGCCGGCACAAAAACUGUUGUGGUUCAGUUCUUUAUGCACUAAGGUUUUAGGUUAACUAGUGAUUGCAGUUGAAAUUUUUAUAAACUGUGGUUAAUGUGAAGUUUUUCUUUAGUCACAGAAGUUCAGUCUGGUUGUUAUUUAAAAACUAAGAAGCCCCCAAACCAGCAGAUCUUACCGAAGACGAUGUUAGAGCAGCAGUGACUUAGCCCCAGGAGCCCAGUUCCGGCGGCCUUGCUGUGUGGUAUUUCAGGUGUAACACAUGAACAAACAGCACCCUCUUCCACGUGGUUUGAAAGCCUUAUAAAAUAUUUUAUUACAAGUUUGAUCUUAGCUCUUUAGCAAACACAACAGAUCAUCAUUCUUUAUUAACCCUCCUUUAAAUUUUAAGAACCUCAAGAUUAAAGUUGCCAAAUUGAUUACCGGAUCAAGAAUGCAAUUUUUUUCCCUCAAGAAAUAAAGACUGAAGCCACGAGCCCUGCCAGGAAUCAAAAAACAUAUGAGAUUCCUUAUGCUGGAUAUGAGGAAAUAACAGAAAAAGCCACUGGUGAGAUUUUAAACUUUAAAAACUGAUCCUUUUUUUUUUUAAACCAACUCCAGGCAACAAACAUUUCCUUGAGUGUUCUUUAUGAACAUCUGGGAUUAAUUUACAAUUAAUACUGGAGUCAGAAAGAAUGUUUUCUUUAUCAAAUGCCAACCUUAUGAUGGAUGUGACAACCUAUGGCCAAAUACUUGAAAACACCUUUCUCUAUUGUACAGUGGGCCGAUGCCUUAUAUGAAGCAAACACGAAAGACAGCUUUAUAGUACAUCAUGGCUUACGCUUACAGACGCCAACUACCUGUUGCAUCGCUUCUUAGACAAGUCACCGCUAAUCUCAUGCCUGUAAAUUAAGCCUCUAAAGGCCAAUGGUGAAGAAAAUCUAGAUAUUUAAGAAUUAGGAAACCUGGCCAAAACAUCCUAAGAUGAUUAUUCUGAAAAUGUAAUUUUGGCAUUUCUGCCGGAUCCCUUUUUAACAUCAUUUGCAUCUCUUAGGAUCCAGCAAAAAUGUUAAGCCACAAUGCCCUUGUGCCUUUUAAUAUACCACAGUGCCAGUUAAAGUAGUAUUUCUGUUGCGUGGGGAGUUAUUUUCAUGAGUGAUUCAGCAAAUCUUAUGAUAAAGGACAGGCCAAAGAGCUGAUGAUCACAGACUAAGCUGCAGAGCACUGAGCAGAGAGAGAGGCUUUUAAAGAAAAAGGAAAAGUCUUGUACACUGAACUGUAAUGAUGUGGACAGUACAGGGUAACCAGAGGUGGAGCCAGGGCCUCACCACCACGAAGGAGUGUCUACUGAGGCUGCAGACGGGCCCGGGAGUGGCUCCGUGCUGCAGGGAUGGCCAGCCCCACUCGGCUUCUCCUUGAAACACAAUUGCAGCUGUAUUCUGCAUCACUGGAAACUGCAGUAUAAUAUUAAAUCUGUUGGUCUAUGAACGGCUGUGCACGUGUUUCUUGGGACUUGUGAGACAGGGACCUGGGCCUGACAUUUUGGCCAGAAGGCUGGGGAACGACCACGACAGUGCUGAAUAACCUCCCACAGAAUGUCUGGUAUCCUGAGGUGUUCAUCUAAAAGCUACUAUCCAAAUGUCAGUGUCACCAAGCUAAUGUGACUCUCUCAAAGAGAACACUUAAGAGCCUGAGUGUGGGUGCUGAAGCAGAAGCUACUAUGGGGAAAUUGCUCACAGAAACCAAAUCAACAAAAAUGAAGGCGGGGCCACAUCUUUAAGACUAUCUCCUCCAUCAGAUGAGCUGUUGAUCUAGACCAGAGGUAGUAAGUUUUUUCUGUAAAGGGCCAGAGAAUACAGACAUACCUUGUUUUAUUGCACUUUGAAGAUACUGCAGUUUUUACAAAUUGAAGGUUUGUUGCAACCCUUCUUUGUCAGAUGGUAGCAUUUUUUAGCAAUAAAAAAUUUUAAUUAGAUUAUGUACAUUUUUUUAGAUGUAAUGCUACUGCACACUUAAUAGGCUACAGUAAAAUGUAAGCAUAACUUCUGUAUGCACUAGGAAACCGAAAAAUUCCUGUGACUCCCCUUCACCACUGUGGUCUGGCAUUGGACCCACAUCCUCUCUGAGGUAUACCUGUAAUACUGCAGGCCUUGCAGGCCAUUAACGCCUCUUGUGUGAAUACUUAAUCCUGCCAUAGGUCUUGUGUAAAUGAGUGGGUGUGGCUCUUCCAAUAAAACUUUUAUUUACAAAAGGAGCUGUGCCAAAUGCCAUAGUCUGCAGGUCCUGGCCUAGUGCUCUGAGACAGGCAGAGAAGAGAGGAGGGUACGGGUGGGUGACGGACUGACCUAAGUCACCUGGUUCUGAGGAGUUAGUCCACUUCCAGGGUCACAGCUUUCACAUUUUUGCCAUCAGAACCGACAGGUUUGCUAAUUA
This is a messenger RNA of Vicugna pacos (alpaca), 3753 nucleotides long. The record is from RefSeq and is a predicted model, not a curated record. Lineage: Eukaryota; Metazoa; Chordata; Mammalia; Artiodactyla; Camelidae.